GUAAUAAAAAAUUAGACAAUGAAAAGAUGGAUGUCAAUGAAUUAGUAAAUGAAGUAUCUGGUCACGAAAAAAAAUCAGAUGAUUCUAAAAAUAAUGAAAAUGGCGAUGUACAAAUAUUAGAAGAAUCAGAAAGUUCUAAAAAAGAUGACUCUAAAUCUAUAAAUUUGUCUGAAUCAACAGAUUUAAAAAAAAGCGAUAGCAUUACCGAUCUCACUGUUGACUCUGAUGAAAAGAAAACUGAUGUUGUUAAACCAAAGAUUCAAAGUCCUAAUUACUUUGAAAAUCCAUUAGGCAAGUUUUUUAUGCAAAUAGGUGUAAACCUUGUUCAAGAGCAUGUUCAACUCGACUUAUUACGCACUCAAAGAAGAAAAAGAGAUCGCGAAGGUGAUAAAUGUCCUGAAGAAGUUCAUAUGGCUAUUAGUUCUUUAAUUAAAACUUUAGAGUUUAGUAAAGAAAAUAAUGAUCCAUUCCAAUUUGGCUUAAAAAAAUGUGAACUCUGUAAUUUUAAAUCUGAGUCAAGUUUAGUAAUGGCUCAUCAUUUAGAGACUCCACAUAUGACUGCCAAUUAUUGCUAUAGAUGUAAUUUUUGUACUUUCCAAGUACGCAGUCCUCAUGAAAUAUUACAACACAUGGAUACACAUAAUAUUAGAGGGCGUUUAGAAAGAGGUCCAGCUUUGCAUCAAUGUCCAAGUUGUCCAUUUGAAGAUAGUUAUAAGGGUAAAUUAACCAGGCAUUUGAUUUCUUGUACGAAAAAAUAUCGACCAGAAAUUAAUCAGGCACCUCCAUUAGAUUGGGAACCUCCAGCAAAAAUACCAAGGGUGUUACGAAAUAAACCUUCAAUGAGUCCUGGUAAUGCUGUUUACCAAGCAGCUAUGUCUGGAUUUAAACAAUUCCCAAAUCCUAAUAUGUUACAAUUACAACAACAACAAUAUAAUAAAAUGGUUCUUGCAUCUGGCGUUAGAGCUCGUGGUCGUACUGUUUUACCAGGACAGCGAUUUCCAGGAAUGGUGCCUUCUUUUCCAACAACACUGCCAAACCAAACUUCUGGAGGAAUUUUACUUAAGAAUACGAGUAUUAAACCAAUCAAUCAACCAAUUAUUGUCCCUACACCUUAUUCGAUGAACAAUCACACAUAUCAGCAAAAUUCAAAUAGUAGUAAAUCUGUUCAACAGCCAAGUAUAUCUAUAACACCUCUGCCUCGAUCAUUUCCAUCAAAUAGCACACAGUCAGCUUUUGUGUCUACCAUGUCUAAAUCUAAACCCCAACAAACUCAGUCGUCAUCCACUUCAACUAAUAGUAGCAACAAACCAACAUUUGUAAUAUGUGAAAUAUGUGAUGGCUACAUAAAAGAUUUAGAACAAUUGCGUAACCAUAUGCAGUGGAUACAUAAGGUUAAAAUUCAUCCAAAAAUGAUUUAUAAUCGACCACCGCUCAACUGUCAAAAGUGUCAGUUUAGAUUUUUUACUGAUCAAGGUCUUGAAAGACAUUUACUAGGAUCACAUGGUUUGGUCACAUCUAGUAUGCAAGAAGCUGCUAACAAAGGCAAAGAUGGUGGAAGAUGUCCAGUAUGUGGUAGAGUUUAUCAAUGGAAGUUAUUAAACCAUGUAAGCCGUGACCACUCUAUAUCAUUAAAGCCAGCACAUUUAUCUUACAAAUGUACUGUUUGCACUGCAACAUUUGGCAUGUAUAAACAGUUUGAAAAUCAUGUAUAUUCGGCACACAGUAAUGUAGCUAAAAACUCGAACAAGAAACCUCUUGGUAAUCAACCUGUAGCUUCUUCAUCGACUUCUAUUACAUCUACACCAAAGCCAUUAAAAAUAAAUGAUGAAAUUACCAUAAUACCACAACCACCUAAGAUUCAAAAUUUGUCUGUUAAAAGUAGUAAUAGUAAUAAACCAGUUACAUCAACUGCAAAACAAAGUUCAACUCCAACAGCAAAAGCCAAGGUGUAAAUGAAAAAUAAUAUGAAGAUGUUUGAUUUUUAGUUUUGAAGAACAUGGAAGAUAUCAAAGAUUGUUAGCUUAUCCAGUUAACUCGAGUUAUUUUUAAUUUUGUUAACAUAUUAUCAGGUCAAAAAAAUGUCAGGUAACUUAAUUAAUUAUAUUCGAAUUUAAUAAUUCGCCAAUUAUAAUUUUUAUAAAUAUAAUGAAUAUUAUUAUUGUUGAUUUCAAAAUUGUAUUUUGUUUUUGACUACGACAAACAGUGUGUAGACCUAUAUUUAAUUAUAUUUUACUGAAAUGUAAUCUAUGAAUAUACAAUUUGUUAUAAAUAUUA
Molecule: messenger RNA, 2274 nt
Organism: Melanaphis sacchari
Lineage: Eukaryota; Metazoa; Arthropoda; Insecta; Hemiptera; Aphididae
Gene: MEP-1
Product: MOG interacting and ectopic P-granules protein 1
Exons: 7
Coding region: 27-1952 (641 amino acids)
Biological process (GO): regulation of gene expression
Cellular component (GO): nucleus
Source: RefSeq, a predicted model, not a curated record